AAGGGUUCGAACUACAGUGUACUGAUAACUUUCCUAGCCAGCUACGCUGUAGCUAGAGCUACCGGUAGAGAGAGAACAAGCAGCCGGAGAUGGUAUUUUAAUACCGUACCAGUACCGGUACCGCUACGAAGAUGAAGAUGAACAAACACAACCAUGGGAAAGAAGCCGAAAGACAAGUGUACCUCCUGGUUGACAGGUGAACUAGCGCAAUUUUGCCGGCAAACACCGGAUUUGUCGCAAUCUUGUGUCCUCGCUAUGCAUAAAAUUGAUGAUGAUCCAUUGGCCACGACGAUGCAACAACACGACAUGAGCUUUUGUGAGGCGCGAGAAGGCUACAAUGGAUGCAAUACGGCUGAAACCAUUUCUCGUCAUUUAAUACGCUUUGCUGUUGAGAAAUUUGACUUGCACUCAAUCAUUUCUGAUGCCUUUUCUUGGUAUGUCGACGACGAACAUCGAAAUGUUCGACUGACGACUAUACUGAACACUUUUGUUGAUCACUUAUUGUCACAGCAAGACGAGCCAAAUUUGACAACAACUCAUCAGCGAUGCAGUCGACUUGAUGAUGAUGAUGAUGAUGAUACUGAAUAUCUUCCUUCGGUAAGAUUGCCUCGAGAAGGCUUGCCGGUCACGUUCUUGACGCUCCAUUCCGCACUAGCAAGAAGCAAUCCCCCCAAAUAUGGCCUGAUUCGAGUUCGUAGCGAAAAGGAAACACAAAUGCAUGCCAAAGUCUUUGUCAGUCACACGUGGGCUGCUCCCGACAAUCCCAACACCGGUGAUGAUUGGAAAAAUAUGGUCUUGUUUCUGUCGACUCUGCUGGAGAAAGCAUUUCUUGCUUGUGAUUGUCUCUUGUGCAGCGGUUUCCCUCUUGACGAGGUCCUGGAUGAACUUGUAAUGCACCAAGACGAUGGAUUUCUUUCCGAUUUGUCUGUCACCGGUACUAGUAACAGCAAUAAUCGCAAUGGCAGCACAAUCGCUAGGGUGUCCGCCCCCAUAAAGAUGCAAUUUGUACGACUUGCUGCGGACGAACUCUCGCAGUGGAGGAGCGAAUCUGCAACAAGAGACCAAGACAUGUUCUUGCAGUGCUUUGAACGGGCCACAAAGAGAAUUUGGCUUUGGUACGACUAUUGUUGUAUCCCUCAAAAGCCUCGACAAUCCACACUCGAAACGGCAUUAUUCAAGCGAACGCUGCGGAAGCUUCCACAAAUUCAACGUUCCAUGUCCACCUUUUCAAUCAACUCCACAGAGGCUUUUUUCGGCAGAGCAUGGUGCCUGGCAGAAUGGAUUACGGCGGGACACCACGAGUGCUCCAUUUGGAACAAGGACAUGACGCAUUUUCCAGGGAUGCAAACAGGAAGCAUUGGCGAAAGUAUGAUGCGAACGCACAAGGAAUCACUUGCAGUUCUAGGUCUUUUGGACCCGUGCAACAGCUACCGAACUGUCUUGAAAAUGUUGGAUGCGGCAUUUACCGACUAUGAACACACCGAAAACACUAACAUUGUCUGUUGGAUAUUGUGGAAUGCCAUGUUUCGGUCGCCCAUGCCGUGGGACAUGACCCUAAUGAGUAGUUCAACCAAAAAUGAACACCAAGAACUCAUGAUUGGAUUUGGGCGACCCCUUCAGGUUAUUGAUUGGCUUCAAAUGGUCACUCAAUCUUGGGAUCAAUGCAAUCAAUCAUCCUUCACCUAUGACUUUGAUGCGUGGCACAACGCGCGAGGUCUUGCUGCUGCCAGCCUUGAAACUGCAUAUGCCGAUGAUAAGACAGAAAUUACUGAGAUUGUUGUACCAUUGGACAAAGACUUGGUGGGAAUUGACUUUGCAGCUUGGAAGGAAGCAAUCGACACGGCGAUCACCGAAGUCAAGGCAGAAGCAGCGGAUAACCCGAAUGAACCCCUUGCCGUCUAUGUGCUUCUUGAAAGUGAACUCGUACAAACUGGAUAGUAAGGCUUGUGUUAGUAGCACUAGAUCUAAUGAUUGACGAUGUUGGCAGCCCCAGGGGCUGCAAUACUAGUGC
Messenger RNA from Seminavis robusta, 2011 nucleotides. NCBI's taxonomy places the organism in Eukaryota, Bacillariophyta, Bacillariophyceae, Naviculales, Naviculaceae. The record is from the annotation of a GenBank genome assembly.